UCCGGCCAGAUACGGUCUCACUUGGCCUGCACAAUUUCAUCAGAAAGAGACAAAAGUUGAGGACAUGGCUGGAGAGGAUCUGAUUGCCCAAUUCCAGGCGCUGGGGAUGAGCGAGCAGAAGGCGAAGGAGACCCUGAAAAACGCCAACGUGACCAAGAACCUCCAACUUGCGCUUGCGGCGGCAGGGAGCGCUCCCUUGUCCGAUGGCGUUGGCAUGCUGAUCUACCACAUGGCCACCAAGCUGAAGCCCCAGACGGCGGAACAACUACCGCUCUUGGUUCGCUACAUCGUGGAUCGCAAGCUGGACAACACCCAGCGGGUGGACGCCGCCCUGGAAUAUGUGCUUAAGUGCGGCCAAACCCUGAAGGCUAAUAUUGAUGCCCAGGAACUGGAGAAGGAGUGCGGGGUGGGCGUGGUGGUCACCCCCGAGCAGAUCGAGCGCACUGUGCAGGCCAAAAUCAAGGCCAGCUACAAAGACGCCUUGCUGGAGCAGCGCUACCACUUUAACUCCUUUAAAAUCCUGCAGGACGUCCGGGGCGAGCUGAAAUGGGCGGAUGCCAAGUCCGUGAAGGCGGCCAUCGAUGUUGAGAUCUUCGAUCUGCUGGGCCCCAAGACGGAGGCGGACCUAAAGCCACCCACCAAGCAGAACGAGAAGCCAAAGGCGGCGAAACCCAAGCCGGAAGCAGCAGCAGCCGCUGAAGCAACGUCUGAUGGAGCCACCACCAUUGCGGAAUUAAUGAAGACAAAGGUAAACUUUCAUGCUCCCGGAGAGAACUUUAGGGCCGACGGCUAUGUGGUGACCGAGCAAACAGAGCGACUGCUCAAAGAGCAUUUAGCGAGGACUGGCGGCAAAGUGCACACACGAUUUCCACCGGAACCGAAUGGAAUUCUGCACAUCGGUCAUGCGAAAGCCAUUAACAUCAACUUUGGAUACGCAGCUGCACACGAUGGAGUCUGCUAUUUGCGCUACGACGACACCAAUCCCGAGAAGGAGGAGGAGAAAUUCUUUUUGGCUAUUAAGGAGAUGGUGGAGUGGCUGGGCUACAAGCCCUUCAAGGUCACCUAUUCCUCGGACAACUUCCAGCAGUUGUACGAGUGGGCUGUGGUCCUUAUCAACAAAGGAUUAGCCUACGUUUGCCACCAGAAGGCGGAGGAAUUGAAGGGCUUCAAUCCCAAGCCGAGUCCCUGGAGGGAGCGUCCCAUUGAGGAGUCACUGCGGCUGUUCGAGGAUAUGAAGCGCGGCAAGAUCGACGAAGGAGCGGCCACGCUGCGAAUGAAGGUCACCCUUGAGGAGGGAAAGAUGGAUCCGGUGGCGUACCGCAUCAAGUUUAUUUCCCAUCAUCGUACGGGCUCCGAUUGGUGUAUUUAUCCGACUUACGAUUACACCCAUUGCCUUUGCGACUCCAUCGAAGAUAUCACCCACUCAUUGUGCACCAAGGAGUUCCAAUCGAGGCGAUCCUCGUACUAUUGGUUGUGCAACGCUCUUGAUAUCUACUGUCCGGUGCAGUGGGAGUACGGCAGGUUGAACAUGAACUAUGCCCUCGUUUCGAAGCGCAAGAUUGCCAAGCUGAUCACGGAGCAGAUUGUCCACGACUGGGACGAUCCCAGGCUGUUUACGCUUACGGCUCUGAGAAGGAGAGGUUUCCCAGCAGAGGCAAUCAACAACUUUUGCGCCCAGAUGGGCGUCACUGGUGCCCAGAUCGCCGUGGAUCCCGCCAUGCUGGAAGCGGCAGUGCGAGAUGUGCUUAACAUCACAGCUCCCCGGCGUUUGGUUGUCCUGGAACCGCUUAAAGUUACCAUUAAAAACUUACCGCAUGCGAAGCCCGUGCAGCUGGAGGUGCCCGAUUUCCCCCAGAACCCGCAACAAGGAUCGCACAAGAUCACCCUGGACAAGGUGAUCUAUAUCGAGCAGGGAGACUUCAAGUUGGAACCUGAAAAGGGCUACCGCCGUCUGUCGCCGAACCAAUCCGUGGGUCUGCGGCACGCAGGUCUUGUUAUCAGCGUGGUGGAGAUUGUAAAGGAUCCGGCGACGGGUAAAGUGGUUGAACUUAUCUGCACCAGCCAAUCUGCCGAGCAGGCCGAGAAGCCUAAGGCUUUUGUCCAAUGGGUAUCCCAGCCAAUUCAGCUAGAGGUGCGUCUCUACGAGCAGCUGUUCAAGCACAAGAACCCCGAGGAUCCUAACGAGGUGCCCGGCGGCUUCCUGAGCGACAUCAGCGAGCAGUCUAUAUCGGUGGCUGUGGCCUUCGCGGAUAAGGCUCUCAGCCAAUCCAAGGUCUACGACAAGUUCCAGUUCGAGCGAAUCGGUUUCUUCUCCGUAGAUCCGGACACCACCGCGGACCACAUAGUGUUCAACCGCACGGUGGGCCUCAAGGAAGAUGCGGGCAAGAAGUGAUUAGCAUACAGGAUAUCAACGAACCACAGAAAAAAAAACAAAAUCCGUGUCACAUUAAAAUUCGAUUUACAAAAUCA
Molecule: messenger RNA, 2469 nt
Organism: Drosophila rhopaloa
Lineage: Eukaryota; Metazoa; Arthropoda; Insecta; Diptera; Drosophilidae
Gene: GlnRS
Product: probable glutamine--tRNA ligase
Exons: 1
Coding region: 65-2392 (775 amino acids)
Biological process (GO): glutaminyl-tRNA aminoacylation; translation
Cellular component (GO): cytosol; aminoacyl-tRNA synthetase multienzyme complex; cytoplasm
Molecular function (GO): glutamine-tRNA ligase activity; ATP binding
Source: RefSeq, a predicted model, not a curated record